CUCAAUAAACUUCACAUUUCUAUGAUCACUAGAUCUUAAUUUUAGCCCUUACUGUUUAAGGGAAAUAAAAAUAUUUUUACAUAUAUUCGAAACACGUGAUCAAUCACAUUAAAGGUUACGUUGUACUACAUUCAAAUUAUAAAUCAAGCUGGAAAAUUGUCACUUGAGAACUUCGAAGAAAAAUGAGUAGACGUCGUGAUUAUACAGGGAGAGCGCCUGACAAAGAUUUUCUUAUUGAAAGAAAACGUCGUCGUCUAGAAAUUUCUUAUUCAAUAUGGCCUUCUUCGCCUGAACCAGAGCCAUUAAGCCCACGUGAACGAUAUAAAAAAGGAUCUCGAUUUGAAGCUAGUAAUUCAGAUAGUGAAGAUAGGAAAAGACACAAAACGAAAAAACAUAAAAAAUCCGAAUCUAAGUCAGACUAUCGUUCAUCUAAACAUAAAAAAAGUUCUAAACGACAUAAAAAACAAAAGAAACAUCGAUAUAGCAGCCCUUCAAGCGAGACUGAAACUGAUCAACGUAGUGAAGUCUCUGUUAAAGAUCGAGAAACUCAGGUUUUGAAAGAAGAUACAUUUAUUUCUGAAGAAAUAGAAAAAAUUGUAGAAAAACGGGCUGAGCAACAACAGCAGGAAGAUACAAUAGUAGGACCGUUACCCACGCCUGUUAAUGAAACGAAGCUAGGAGAAAGAGAUUAUGGUGGAGCAUUGCUUGCAGGGGAAGGUUCGGCUAUGGCGGCAUAUGUUCAGGAAGGAAAACGUAUUCCACGUCGUGGUGAAAUUGGGUUAACAAGUAAUGAAAUUCAAUCAUUUGAGGACGUUGGCUAUGUUAUGAGUGGAAGUCGGCAUAGGCGUAUGAAUGCUGUUCGUAUUCGUAAAGAAAAUCAAGUCAUAUCUGCUGAAGAGAAAAGAGCAGUGAUGUUAUUUAAUCAAGAAGAAAAAUCCAAGAAGGAGAACAAGAUUAUUUCGGAUUUCAGAGAAUUAUUAUCAGAAAAAAUGCGAGGAAAACAAUAAUUUUUAUUAGUAUUACUGGACAUUCAAUAUACUUCAUAAUUUAAGUUUUCUUUAUUACCUGUUACGUUUUGUUGUAGUAAUCAUAGUUAAAAAGUCUGUUUGUAAAAAAACGGUUUGACUGAUUAAAAUAAAUCACGCGAUUAAGUACAAAACCAAAUUACCAAAUUAGUCUCCAUACAAAUCGGGGGUUAGCCAAUUAUUUUCAUUACUUUUAUUAUGAAUGUAU
This is a messenger RNA of Rhizophagus irregularis DAOM 181602=DAOM 197198, 1233 nucleotides long. RefSeq lists its product as uncharacterized. Gene Ontology annotation, biological process: regulation of gene expression. The record is from RefSeq and is a predicted model, not a curated record. NCBI's taxonomy places the organism in Eukaryota, Fungi, Glomeromycota, Glomeromycetes, Glomerales, Glomeraceae. Gene Ontology annotation, cellular component: nucleus. Gene Ontology annotation, molecular function: chromatin binding.